UCCACUCUUUUCCCCUUCCGGCUAUUCUCUUGCCUCGGCGCACGUUAGCUGCAAACUCUAUCCGGUUGCGAGAAAAUAACCAAGGACAAAUUCAGGAACGAGAGGUUGAUUUCGUUGUUUUUAUGAGCUUUUGCGGUAAGGUCAUCGGCGAUUGACUUGAUCGCUCGUUUUUCAUCUACAACAUUUUCCGCCACCAUCUGAUAUGCCGGAUACAGCCAUGGAAUCUGCUGAAGGUUGUGUUUCUCCUCGUCUUGGGCUGUGAAAUAUGUAUUUCUUGAUCUCAAAUUGGGGUAUCUGGUGCUAUCGACUUGCGGUUGAUGGAAGGGAUUGAUAUCGGCGGAGUUUUGUGCUUCUGUAUUUGGGGGAUCGAGUUGGUUUCUGCUAGCGCCAGGGGUUGGAGCCUUGGGGUGCGAACUUGGAACCCUAAUGGGGAAAAUGGGAAUCCUCCAGUAUUGAACUUUUUGGGAUGUAAAUCCGUGCUUUAGUUGUUUGGAGGAGCGGAGUCAUUCUGUUUUGAACGUGGGAGUUCUGAGAGUGAGAUUGGUUGCCUGGGUUGUGAAUGAUGGAUUGCAAAGAGCUCAAUUGCAACAAAGAUUGUGCGGUUGGGGGAAGUAGCAGGAGUGGAGGAGCUGGAUUUGUAGAUAGGAGCAAACUGAGGAUUCUGCUGUGCGACAGCGAUUCCAAGAGUUCACAAGAGGUUUUUACACUUCUUUUGCGAUGUUCAUAUCAGGUAAUUUCAGUGAGAUCAGCUAGACAGGUGAUCAACGCUUUGAAUGCUGAGGGGCCAUAUAUAGAUAUCAUUCUAACUGAAGUAGAUUUACCUAUGGCCAAAGGCAUGAAAAUGCUCAAGUAUGUCACGCGGGAUAAAGAGCUACGGCGGAUUCCUGUGAUCAUGAUGUCAGCGCAAGAUGAGGUAUCUGUUGUUGUCAAGUGCUUGAGGCUCGGAGCGGCAGAUUAUCUCGUGAAGCCUUUACGAACAAAUGAACUACUGAACUUGUGGACUCACAUAUGGAGGAGACGGCGUAUGCUUGGAUUGGUGGAGAAGCAAAUUUUGAAUUUCGACUUUGAUUUGGCGACCUCAGACCUUAGUGACCGCAAUACAAAUAGUACUACUUUUCUCUCAGAUGACACUGAUGAUAAUACAAAUAGGAGCGCCAAUCCAGACUUGGAUAUGCCCCAUCAGAAAGAUGUGUCUGCUGUUGCUGCUGCCGCCACCGCCAUGGAGCCUUCUGCUGCUGAUUCACUGCAAAUUCAGUCUAAUGUGCAAUCUAUCAGUGGAAACCAAGAUGGUCCUAGAAAGUGUGAACUGAAAAUCGGCGAGUCCUCCGCCUUCUUUACAUAUUGCAAAUCUAACGCGCUAAAAGGCAACUUUCUAGCACCUGCUCAACAAUUGAGAAGGGAAGAGAACUAUGUAUCAACCGAAGAUGAUCGACAAGUAUCUGUUGACCGUUGUGAAACUGGAAAUGCCUGUACAAGUCAUUCGCAAGGAGAUGACUUUCAAAGUAGUACUAGUGUUCCCGAUUCUCGGUCUGUGGAGAUGUCUAGCAAUCCUCAUUCAUUCCAAUUUCCUCAACAAAUGAGUCAUGGUGAAGAAAAGCUAUCUCAGGUGCUUGAGCAUCCAAGAGACGAGUCUCGACCCGAUGUUGCUGCAUUACAGGCUCAAACUAAUUAUCCCUUUUAUCUGCCUGGAGUCAUGAAUCAAGCUCUAAUUCCGCAGUCAGCAGAAUUGUACCAUAAUAAUCCGCAUCAUGUGCAAACUCAUGUGACUGCAGCAACGAUGCCACAGUACAAUCAUCUUCAUCAUUUUGCUCUUGCAUCUGGGAUGGCAGGGAUUCCCCAGUUUCCAUAUUAUCCUCAUAAUAUGUGUUUACAACCUGGUCCAAUGCCUAGUUCCCAUCCAUGGCCAUCAUUUGGAAGUUCAUCCUCCACUGAAGUAAAACUGAGUAAAGUUGAUAGAAGAGAGGCAGCUUUGAUGAAAUUUAGACAAAAGAGGCAAGAGCGAUGUUUCAACAAGAAAAUUAGAUACAUAAACCGUAAACAACUAGCUGAGAAGAGGCCUCGUGUGCGAGGACAAUUUGUGAGGAAGGUAAACGGUGUAAAUGUGGAUCUCAAUGGGCAACCUUCUUCUAUGGGUGAUGAUGUCGAUGAUGAAACGAUCUAAGAGAUAUAUUUCUAGAGUUGAUAUAUUUCUAGAGUAGAACAACGGUAAAGCCAAAGCCAAGAUCAUCGGAAUACAAUUUAGCAUUUUUAUGUUAAAUUUACAUAUAUCUUAAAAAAAAAAAGAAGAAAAAACGUAUAUCCAGCGUAUCCGUGUCUGUGCUUCUUAACGGGAGACUUGCAUCAAGAUUACAAACUGCUAAUUGUUCUAAAUAUCAUUCAGUUAUUUGUGUUUCCAAUCAACUUGUUCAUACUUCUAUGAA
Messenger RNA from Momordica charantia (bitter melon), 2420 nucleotides. RefSeq names its product two-component response regulator-like APRR1. Gene Ontology annotation, molecular function: protein binding. Gene Ontology annotation, biological process: phosphorelay signal transduction system; cytokinin-activated signaling pathway. The record is from RefSeq and is a predicted model, not a curated record. Lineage: Eukaryota; Viridiplantae; Streptophyta; Magnoliopsida; Cucurbitales; Cucurbitaceae.